GACUGCCGGCUCAGCAUUCGGCCGGUGACUUCACGAGAGUGUUGUGUGUUCCGUCCGUCGGGUGCAGUCAAAUUGGCUAACGGUCGAAAUUUUAUUCAUCGCGUUUCCGUAUUUUCGAAUACAAAUUCAGCUCGUUGCCGACCAACACAAUUUUACUGCCGUUCGGUUGUGCGAAUAGUUUUGUUGUUAUAUAAUCGAAUAAUAAUAAUAAUAUUCAUUAGAUUAUUUGCGAGUGUUCGAUACUUAACUAUAAGGUCACAUUUGAUAAAAAAAAAAAAAAAAUGCGGUAACCGUAUUACGGAUCUUGUGUUUUUCUUUGUAACUUGUUUUCAAGUGAUAUUUUUCAUAUGGUUUACAUUUGAGAAAAAACUAACGACACCUAAUUCAACAUGAGGAUUCCGCUGUGCGCUUUUCUCGUCUACUUAUCAGGAUGGUCAUGUUUAGGCCAGGAAGGAAUGACAGACACGAGAGAAGGUGAAGACAUUGCGUUAAAGUGUCGAUUUAACGGACAGCUGCCGUCUACAGUACAAGAUACUCAAUAUUAUUGGUUGAGGACAAAUAAACAUAACCAAGAUAACGUAGCUAUUAAAGCCACACCAUUAGAGGGCAACUAUAAGCUUGAUUUCCGUCCAGAAUUGGGAAUUUAUGAUCUGUUAAUUUCAAAUUCAACUUAUGAAAGGGAUAACGGAAAAUUUGAAUGUAGACUGAAAGCAGCUGGUACAGGCCGUGAAAUCCAUUCCCAAAGUUUUCAAAUUACAGUACUUACACCUCCUAGUCCUCCACGUAUUUCGCCUGGACCUAAUCCAGUAGCUACCGAAGGACGUCCACUAGAACUGUCCUGUACCAGUACGGGCGGUAGUCCCGACCCCGUCAUUAGAUGGUACCGAGAAGGUGUUCAAGACCCAAUUGAAUCGGUUACUCGAAUUGGCAAUAGCAAUAAGGAAACUGUGACGUCUGCAGUGAUUCAGGUGACACCUAGUCGCGAAGAUGACGGUGCAGUUUUCAGGUGCGUGGUAUGGAAUAGAGCUAUGGCAGAAGGUAUAAAAUUGGAAACGCGAACCACUUUAAGCGUAAAUUAUUAUCCACGUGUACAAAUAGGCCCCGAAAACCCUCUCCGUGUCGAAAGAGACGAUUCUAUUACACUGCAAUGUAAUGUAGACGCCAAACCUCGAGUUAAUAAUGUUAGAUGGAUGCGUGAUGAUCGUUUUAUAGCCACCUCAUUUACUCAUGUUAUACAAAAAGUAACCCCUCAAGAUGCUGGUACAUAUACUUGUAUGGCUGACAAUGGUCUUGGACAAACUCGUGAAGCUGAACUUGUGCUUGACGUACAAUACCCUCCUCAAGUGACUGUAGAAACCGGACCCGGCAUGGCAAGGCAACGCGAAGCUGAAGAGGGUGAAAGUAUAACAAUUCAGUGUAAUGUUUCUGCUAAUCCUCCCCCAGUUUCUGUGGAAUGGAUUCGAGAAGGACGUCCUGAUUUUCGUCAAUCUGGAGAAGUUCUUCGCUUACCUAAAAUAACCGCUGAUGCUGGAGGUGUUUAUACUUGUAGAGCAGUCAAUAUUCUUUAUCCUUCAUCUUUAACACGCCAAAGAGUCAACCGCAUUGGAAACGCAUCUGUAACCUUGCUGGUUCGUCAUAAACCAGGCAUGUCCAGAAUUACACCAGAUAGACCUGUUGCGACUGAAGGUACAGGAGUAACACUAACAUGCUCAGCGUCACCUCCUGGUUGGCCAACGCCUCAAUAUAAGUGGUGGAGAGAGUUUGACUCCGCCAAUCCAUCAACUAGUACUACGAUUUUAGCCAACGGACAAAAGUAUACAAUUCAAUCUGUUCAUCUUGGAAGUGAAGGCCGUUACAAAUGCCAGGCGUCUAAUGAAAUGGGAACAGGAGAGGCAGCUUCAGUCCAAUUAACGGUCCAUCACGCGCCAAAAUUUGUUACUAAAUUACAACCUCAUGUUACUAGACGCGCUUCUGAUAUAGGAUUCUCAGCUAUCUGCGCUGUUCAGGGUAAACCAAAACCUUCGGUAACGUGGUAUAAAGAUGGCAAAGAAGUUUCACACGAAUGGUUUGAUGUAAGCACGGAUGAAACUGAAAAUCAAAAUGGAGUGACAACUGUUCAUAGUACGCUUAAAUUCCAUGGUAGGGAUAGACCCCGUGGUAACCAACUAGUUCCAUCAGACCGCGGUGUGUACUCUUGUUCCUUUGAAAAUGAUGUCAAGAAAGUUGAGUCUAGUAUGCUCUUGAGAAUCGAACAUGAACCAAUCGUAUUACAUCAGUUCAGCAAAGUAGCCAGUGAUUUAUAUGAAACAGCUGAAGUAGUGUGCAGAGUUCAAGCAUAUCCCAGACCUGAAUUUCAAUGGAGUUACAAUACUCACUCAUCGCCAUUAUUGGCUGGUAGUGAUGGUCACUAUGAGAUAAAUACUACAAUAAACGAAAGUGGUGGAGAUAUUUAUACCAGUGUACUGCAAAUAUCUAAUCUUAGAGAAACUGACUAUGGUGACUAUCACUGUCGUGUUGCUAACACACUAGGAAGUGUACGACCAACAAUUAGACUUCAACCUAAAGGUCCUCCAGAUCAUCCAGAAAAUGUAACUGCUCUAGAAGUUGGUCAUCAUAGUGUAGUUUUACAAUGGAAUAGUGGAUUUAAUGGAGGAGUAGUUAGUACUAAACACUAUGUGAGUUACAAAAAAGUUGUCAUGGAUGAUAACGAGGUUGAAAAUGAUUGCUAUACCGCUAAAAAAUCAAAUCAACCUGAGAGAUGGCAGGAAUUUGACUGUCAAACUAAAAACCCUUGUAACAUCACAGACUUGGAUCAACAUCAAAAUUAUUUGUUCAAGGUUAAAGCUUACAAUAAUAAAGGACAUAGUGAAUAUUCACAAGAAACAAUUGUUAUGACAAAAGUUGAUCGUAUUCCAGCACCUCAACGUGUAACUUUUGAUCCUGAAUCGCAUGCUUUAACUAUAAACAUUGGAGCUACAUGCUUACAAUUGGUUGGGGUUGUUGAAGCUAUAAUUGGUAGUUCUAGUUCUCGAGAAGAUUGGCAUUUAAUCGAAACUUUGCCUUUAGCAGUUAGUGGUAGUACUUCUACACACCGUGAGGCAACUAUCAUAUCAUUAAUAUCUCGUCGCCAAAGUACUGGAGCUCGAUCAUUAGAUAAUGAUGACAUAAACUUAAUAACCACUAGUGAAGAUGAAGACGACCCCAUUGAUAAACCAAUUGAUGAUGUUCGCAUUAGAGUAAGAUUGUGUUUACGGUCCAGUCAAAACACUUGUGGCGAUUAUACAGAAGCAGAAAUUGGUGCAAACUUUGUUAAAGAACAACAAGCUAUUGCUACAUCAACGUUGAUUGCAUUGAUUGUAUCAUGUGUUGUUUUCAUUCUAUUCAUAACACUUUUAUUUGUAUUUUGUCGUUGCAAACGUAAUAAUACUGCAAAGAAAAGUACCAGCAAAGAUUAUGAAAUGGAUUCCUCAACUGUUCAUCCUAGUAUUAUACAUGGACCCCCACCUUAUACUGAACCAGGCCUUGAAAAUAAGGCUUUACAACAAUCUGUAGAUUUAGUUCAUGAUGUUACAAAAAAUGCUGUUUAUGGAUCUCAAAAUGAUUAUAACACAUAUCAUACUAGCAAUGGAUUACGUCAAAAUGGUGAAUGGGUUAAUGUUGGAUAUGUAGAAAAUAGUUACUCAAAUUCAAAUAAUGGAGGUUCAGUUAACUCACAAGAUUCUUUAUGGCAACUUAAAAUGGGUGGAAAUGGUAGUACAGGAGGAACUCAUAUAUCUAGAGAUGAUCAUUUACAAAUACCUGACCGUAUGAAUCACUAUGGUGGCUAUGAUCCAUUAACUCAUGGAGGUUAUGGAAAUAUGGAUGACUAUGCUCAUUACCCACAACUCACAUCUGCAAGCCCAGAUUACAGUACUCAUAGUCAUAUUCCAUCAAGACAAGAUUAUAUACACAGUGGACAUCUACAACCUGUAGAUAAGACCCGUAGAAGAGAUCCACAUCUUGAAUCACCAUAUGGCGAUGUUAGUGGUCUUCCAGAUCCUUAUUUAGAACAACUGAUAGACAAUGAAGAACACAUGAAACCCCCCCAACAUCAUUUAUCUAUGCCUUAUGAUGAAAGCCUUGAAUCUGGAUAUUCGACGCCUAACUCACGGACAAGACGUAUUAUCAGAGAAAUUAUUGUUUAAACAUCUGUUGAUAUUUUUGUAUAGUGUUUAACUUUUAAUUACCUAUUGUAAUUGUUGUUGUACAUAAUUUUAUGUCAUUGUAUUGUUAUGGCGUCAUCAGAUCUCAACAUUUUUUUAUGCUCAACAUCCACAAUUUGAUUUUAUUAUGGACUUUGUAUAUUAGUGUGUAAUUAUUUUCCACUUUUACUACACUGCCUUUUAUUCUUUAAAUUUAUGUAUGCCUAUUGGUUUUUAUUUCAGCCAUGUGUCUUUUCUUUCAAAUAAUGUAGUUCAAUAAAAAUUCUUAUAAACUGUGAUGUAGGUGAUGUAUCUUUUUAACAAAGUAGCAAUUAAAGUUUGUUAGUCAAUGAUUUACUCAAUUUAACAAUUUAAUUUUCUUUUAUAUAAAUUACAAUUUUAAAGAUCUAUUUAUAAUCUUUAAUUAAAUGUAUACAUACAUUUUAUAUACUAGUAUUAAUUUAAAUGUUUCACCAUUACCACAUCUUAUCAUCUAAAUACACAGGAAUAAUUUGUAAAAUAUGUUUGUUAGAAAAACAAUUUUCAUUAUCUUUAAAUUUAAACAUUCAAUAAUUAUUAAUAAAAGUAAUUAUAUUAAAAUUAAGAUUAUGUUCCUAAAUUUUUUUCUUCUGACUAAUUUUAAAGGAUCAAUUUUGUUAAUUUAUCAAUAAUUUUAAGUUCAAAUUUUGUUUUUAUUUAUAGUCGUGUUCAGACUUGAGACUGUUAAAUUUUAUCUAUAUUUCUGCCUUUCUAAUAUACACUCUAAAGUUAACGAUUUCUAAAUUUUCAUAACUAGUAUUAUUCAGUUAGAAAUUAGUUCCUAAAAGUACACCCCUUAAAUUAAAAUAUGGAAUUUAAUGAUAAGAAAUUAUUGAGUGUAUAUUAGUAAGUUAAGAACAUGGUGAAAAUAUAAUUAAGAAAAAUUUACUGUUGUUUUUUCAAAAACAAGUAUAUUUGUUAACUCUGUGCCAUUAUAAAUAAUAUUGUAAUAAUUAACUUAAAUAUAAAUGUAAAAUGUAUGAUAUUUAUAUAUACAUAAAAUUAUAUAAUUUACAUAUUGCAUAUUAUAUUUUGGGAUUUAUAUAUCCCAUCAUAGAGGUUCAGAUAAUACAUAUAUAUAAAUAAAGAGAGAGAGGGAGAGAGUUUCAUUAAAAAUUAUUAUAAUUUGACUGCUGCAAAUAUUUUUUUCUUAUUUUUGUUUAUUAUUAUUUUUUGUAUAUUUUGUUUUUAUUUAUGGUGUAUUAAAUUAUUAUACUUUAUAAUAUAGCUACUUGUAAAAAUGUACAGAUGUAUCAUAAUUUAUAACAUUGUUUUAAGCUUAAUAUAUCUAUUUCUGAGA
Daktulosphaira vitifoliae (grape phylloxera) is the source of this 5520-nucleotide messenger RNA. It is a transcript of the gene ed, whose product is annotated as hemicentin-2. Gene Ontology annotation, molecular function: cell adhesion molecule binding. The transcript has 12 exons. The record is from RefSeq and is a predicted model, not a curated record. Lineage: Eukaryota; Metazoa; Arthropoda; Insecta; Hemiptera; Phylloxeridae. The coding region runs from base 390 to 4184 and encodes 1264 amino acids. Gene Ontology annotation, cellular component: cell-cell junction. Gene Ontology annotation, biological process: cell-cell adhesion.